AUGCAUAAGGCUUCUUCGGCGCUCGCGUUGAAGCGCUGGGGCCACCCGCUGCCCGAAGCCGCACGGCGAGAGAAGACGAGCGGGAACCGCGUGCGCGGGGUGCUGACGCUGCCGUUCCAUGGAGAUGUAGACACGAAUGGCUUGGCCUGGUUUUAUAACGGGUCGAACAAUGCCAUCAACUCCAACUGGGUGCCGUACGAAAGACCAGAGAUCGUCGAGCAGAUGCUCCCGGGGUGGGUCCACGAGGCACUCGAGGCUCACGAACGCACCAACGAGAUGCAGAACCUCGUCGUAGAUACGCUAGAAGCCCUGAAAGACUAG
Molecule: messenger RNA, 321 nt
Organism: Aphanomyces astaci
Lineage: Eukaryota; Oomycota; Saprolegniomycetes; Saprolegniales; Verrucalvaceae
Exons: 3
Coding region: 1-321 (106 amino acids)
Source: RefSeq, a predicted model, not a curated record